GGUUGCUGUAUCGAACUUGACACACCUUAUUGGCUCGCAGCAUCCAGCAUCCUGACGGGAGCACACAUUGCUCGUUCUAUCCGGUUUCUUAUAGUUGCGUUGGAGUGUACUGGUCAUCAUGGGGGAGCUAUUUAGGAGCGAGGAGAUGACCCUUGCCCAGCUGUUUCUCCAGUCGGAGGCGGCCUACUGCUGUGUCAGCGAACUGGGGGAACUAGGCAUGGUCCAGUUUCGGGAUCUGAAUCCGGACGUGAAUGUGUUCCAGCGCAAGUUUGUGAAUGAAGUGAGGAGAUGCGAGGAGAUGGACCGAAAACUACGAUUUGUGGAGAAGGAGAUCAAGAAAGCCAACAUUCCAACUGUAGACACUGGUGAAAAUCCUGAAGUGCCGUUUCCAAGGGAUAUGAUCGAUCUGGAGGCUACCUUUGAGAAGUUGGAGAAUGAGCUGAAGGAGAUCAACACCAACCAGGAAGCCCUGAAGAAGAACUUCCUGGAACUGACGGAGCUGAAACACAUCCUUCGCCGAACACAGCAGUUCUUUGACGAGAUGGAAGAUCCCAACUUGUUGGAAGAGUCGUCAGCUCUGAUGGAAGGCAACGAAGGGGGCCGAGGGGCUCCACUCAGACUGGGGUUUGUGGCUGGCGUGAUCAGCAGGGAGAGGAUUCCCACUUUUGAGAGGAUGCUGUGGCGGGUGUGUCGAGGUAACGUUUUCUUACGGAAGGCUGAGAUUGAGGACCCACUUGAGGACCCCACUACGGGAGACCAGGUCCACAAGUCUGUCUUCAUCAUUUUCUUCCAAGGUGACCAGUUGAAGAACAGGGUGAAGAAAAUCUGUGAAGGGUUCCGUGCCUCUCUCUAUCCUUGUCCAGAGACCCCACAGGAGAGGAAGGAGAUGCUUGCAGGAGUCAACAGCCGUAUUGAUGAUCUCCAAAUGGUGCUGAACCAGACCGAGGACCACCGUCAGCGAGUGUUGCAGGCCGCCUCAAAGACCAUGCGAGUUUGGUUCAUCAAGGUUCGGAAGAUGAAAGCCAUCUACCAUACUCUUAACCUCUGCAACAUCGACGUCACCCAGAAAUGUCUAAUAGCGGAGGUGUGGUGUCCUGUCUCGGACCUGGACUCUAUCCAGUUUGCCCUCCGGAGAGGAACGGAACGAAGCGGUUCAACUGUGCCGUCCAUCCUCAACCGAAUGCAGACCAAGCAGACCCCGCCCACUUUUAACAAGACCAACAAGUUCACUUCCGGCUUCCAGAACAUUGUGGACGCCUAUGGCAUCGGAAACUACCGUGAAAUCAAUCCAGCUCCGUACACCAUCAUCACCUUCCCUUUCCUGUUUGCCGUCAUGUUUGGCGACAUGGGUCAUGGCCUUUUGAUGACCUGCGCUGCUCUCUACUUGGUCAUCCGAGAGAGUCGCCUCCUUGCCCAGAAGAGUGACAAUGAGAUGUUCAAUAUGGUGUUUGCUGGCCGCUACAUCAUCCUGCUCAUGGGGAUCUUCUCCGUCUACACAGGCGUCAUUUAUAAUGAUUGCUUCUCCAAAUCACUGAACAUGUUUGGCUCUGGAUGGAGUGUGAGGCCCAUGUUUGGUCCCAAAGGAGCCAACUGGUCGUUUGAGACGCUUGACAACAACGCAGUGCUGCAGUUAGACCCAGCCGUUCCUGGUGUGUUCAAUGGGCCUUAUCCUCUUGGAAUUGACCCGAUCUGGAACGUCGCCACCAACAAGCUGACCUUCCUCAACUCGUUCAAGAUGAAGAUGUCUGUCAUCCUCGGUGUCAUCCACAUGCUGUUUGGAGUCUCCCUCAGUCUGUUCAACCACCUGUACUUCAAGAAGCCUCUGAACAUCUUCCUGGGCUUCAUCCCAGAAAUCGUCUUCAUGGCUAGCCUGUUUGGUUACCUCGUCCUGCUGGUCUUCUACAAGUGGACGGCUUACGAUGCAUUUACCUCAAAGGAUGCCCCCAGCCUCCUAAUCCACUUUAUAAACAUGUGCCUCUUCAACUACAGCGAUCCCACCAACAAGCCGCUCUACGCGGGACAGAUGGGGAUCCAAGUUUUGUUGGUGCUCAUUGCCCUUGCAUGUGUCCCCUGUAUGCUGGUGGUGAAAACUAUGGUGCUUCGGCGUCAGCACCUGUGGAAAGUGCAUCUGUCACAGAAGAGGGAAGAAACCACUGCAGAGAAUCUAGAGCAAUCUUUAGAGCGAACAGGCGUGUCCUCAUCAUGCACCGGACUCACCCAACAGGGCACGCAGAAGUUUGGAGGGGUGCGAGUGGGCAACGGGCCCACAGAGGAUGAGGCUGGCAUCAUGGACCACGACCAGCUCUCCCAGCACUCAGAGGAAGGAGAUGAGCAAGCAGAGGAAGAGCCGUUUGACUUUGGUGAUGUGGCUGUUCAUCAGGCCAUCCACACCAUAGAGUACUGUCUGGGAUGUAUCUCCAACACUGCCUCCUAUCUGCGUCUGUGGGCCCUCAGUCUGGCUCAUGCACAGCUGUCCGAGGUGCUCUGGUCCAUGGUGAUGCACCUCGGUUUGUCCUCCCGGAGUGGGGGCGGGUUCUUUGGCCUGUCAAUCAUCUUUGCGGCCUUCGCCACCCUCACAGUUGCCAUCCUGCUCGUCAUGGAGGGGCUGUCGGCCUUUCUGCAUGCCCUGCGUCUUCACUGGGUCGAAUUCCAGAAUAAAUUCUAUGGCGGCCAAGGCUUCAAGUUUGUCCCCUUCUCGUUUGAGAGCAUCAUGGAGGGAAGAUUUGAUGAGUGAACAUUAGCUGGUGGAGUCCCCAGUCUUCUCUCCUCUUGUGUAUGCCUACUGUACAUGUGCAUGAACACUUGUGCAAACCUCUGUGUCCCUCUAGUGGCAAUCCAUAACUGUCUGUGAUAUUGAAUAUUGUACUGUCCAGGGUUUGCAGUACCCCAGCUGUACCCAGACUGGGUACUCUGUGCUGAGAACACUACAGUAUGUCCACGCCAUGUCUAGCAGAUUUUAAUGUAUUUCUAGUUUUAGGAAGGCUUGUGCAAUAUAGUGUCAUUUCCUGUUGUGAGUUGGCUCCUCCAUGUUUUUGGAUGGGGAAGCAGGUGCCACGCCUUUGUGUACAACUUUAAACAGACAGUGGAAAUUCUUGGUAAAAUGCACUCAUUUCAUGGAAAUAACCAGAACGCCAACUGUUUUCAUUCCCCCCGUGUGUACUUAGCACGUUGCACGCACGUCCAGUCAGUCUUCUCUUGUGCUGUGAACGUGUGUGUCAUUAGAAAGGAGGAAAUGAUCACAGGGUGCAAGGAAACGUAGUUACAAUGUGACGGAAUGAUUCCAUGUCACAGCUGAGUGACAUUACAUUACAAACAGCAGGUGUGUACAAAGUGCGGAUGGAAAAUAACAUUAUUUUACUUGCCUAAAAUUGAAAUAUAAAAAAAAUAUUCUUUUUUUAAAGUCGUAAUAUUAUGAGAAACAAAAACAAAUAAAGUUGUCAUUUUUGGAAGAUUUGGUUGGGGAAAAAGUUCAAAUUUUACAAGAAGAAAUUCAAAAUAUUAUGGGAAUAAAGUCAUAAUUAUGAGAGAAAAAUUUGCAAGAAGACAUUUGAAAUAGUUGGUAAAUUAAAAUAACAGCAGAAAUGGAAAAAACAGCUGUAAUUUCACAAUAAAUAAUUUAAAAAAUAUUAAGCAGAAAAGUUGUAUCCUAACGAGACGAAAAGUUGCAAUUUUACAAAAAAACAGCUGUAAUUUCACAAUAAAUAAUUUAAAAAAUAUUAAGCAGACAAGUUUUAUCCUAAUGAGACGAAAAGUUGCAAUUUUACAAGAAUAAACUUGUAAUAUUACGAAGAAAAAUGUCAUUUUAGUAACAGAGUUGAAAUAUUAAAGAAUUUUUUUUUAAAGUCAUAAUAUUAUGAAUAAACAACAACACAAAGUAAAGCUGUAAUUUAAAAAUUUACAAAGAUUAUUUAAUGAAUAAAGUUGAAAUAUUUGGAAAAUUUAAAAACAAAAACGCUAAAUUGGGGAAAAAAGAGCAAAGAUUGACGUUCAUACUAAUAAUGGCCUUUUUCACUGUAUCACAAAGCUGAGGUGCAGUUUUUUUUUUUUUAAGUUGCUUUACAAAAUAUCAAAGUGGCCCUUUCAUUUUUCACUAUCUGGCCUUCGCCGGAAAAAGUAAUGUAACUUUUUCAAAAUGGCUUUUAUUAUGACUUUUUCAAUAAUUACAACUUUAUUCUUUGUUUUUACUAAAAAAAAGAAAAAAGAAAACAAUUUUUUUCUUUUUUCUCUUAAAUAUUUUGACUUUUUUUUGUGCUGGUUUUUAUUAAAAUUUUCCUACUACUUCAACUUUAUUCUUGUAAAUUUUCUUCUCGUAAUUAUGACCUUAUUUCCGCAAUAUUUGAAUGAUUCUCGUAACCUAACCUAACUAAUUUUCCUUCCAAAAAACAACUUAUUUUUUCCUCAGAAUUUUACAAUUUUAAUUUUGUAAAAUUACAACUUUAUAUAUAUAUGCAGUAUAUAUAAUAUUUUGACUUUAUUCUUGUAAAAUUACUGCUGAUUUUUCCAUUUUUGCUGUUGUCUGGUGUUUUUUUGUUGUUGUUGUUAAAUUAUAUUUUUGCAAUGUGAUACGGGCAAAUAAGAAAACAGCCAUGGGCCACAAAUGGCCCCCGGACCGCACUUUGGCCACCCCUGUGAUAAGGUAUUGGUAUUCAGUUGUCUAUGGCAAGAUGAAGUAAUAUACAUGUUGUCCCAUGUGUGCAUGAAAUCCAACACAGUUACUCAGAAAAGUGUAAAGUGUAUUUGAAAUAACUGAAUAGUGUUCUCGCUCAACCCCUCUGUCACCACAUCGAUGUUACUUAAGAAUAUUACUUCUACGUGAAGUGAGUCAGAUAGACCUGGGGUAACAGAAAUUGGAUCGCAAUGAGCAUGCAUUGAUGCUCCAUUUGACUGUGUUGUCGUCAUUUCUUGCUUAAGUGACAUGAUGCAUUUAUGAUAGACUGCAUUUUGCAUUGUUUUUAUUGCAGGACAAUACAUACCCCAAAUCACAAAUGUAAUGUGACGCUGCUCAGUUAUUCGUGAUGUGAAAGGUCAUUGUGUUUGUGAUCAAUAAUAAAGCUCAGAUUUGGGGA
Messenger RNA from Dunckerocampus dactyliophorus (ringed pipefish), 5066 nucleotides. RefSeq names its product V-type proton ATPase 116 kDa subunit a 1-like. The transcript is spliced from 22 exons. Gene Ontology annotation, molecular function: proton-transporting ATPase activity, rotational mechanism; ATPase binding. Gene Ontology annotation, cellular component: vacuolar proton-transporting V-type ATPase complex; vacuolar proton-transporting V-type ATPase, V0 domain; plasma membrane. Bases 119 to 2734 code for a protein of 871 amino acids. Lineage: Eukaryota; Metazoa; Chordata; Actinopteri; Syngnathiformes; Syngnathidae. Gene Ontology annotation, biological process: proton transmembrane transport; vacuolar acidification. The record is from RefSeq and is a predicted model, not a curated record.